AUGCUGUUACACAGAGUUUCACGCUGUGUGAUCUUCAGAAAACUAAAACAGAACCUGAAACAUGUUGUUACUCAGAGUUUCACGGUGUGUGAUCUUCAGAAAACUAAAACAGAACCUGAAACAUGUUGUUACACAGAUCUUCAGACAACUAAGACAGAACCUGAAACAUGUUGUUACUCAGAGUUUCAUGGUGUGCGAUCUUCAGACAACUAA
This is a messenger RNA of Lottia gigantea (owl limpet), 213 nucleotides long. RefSeq lists its product as hypothetical. The coding region runs from base 1 to 213 and encodes 70 amino acids. The record is from RefSeq and is a predicted model, not a curated record. NCBI's taxonomy places the organism in Eukaryota, Metazoa, Mollusca, Gastropoda, Lottiidae. The transcript has a single exon.